AUGUCACGAUUUUAUGAACAGAAAUAUAAAGGAUGGAGUGAUUCUAAUUUACAUAAACCUUUUCUCUACUGCAUACAAACAUCGGAAGAAGAAGAACCUCUGUAUCCAUCGCGAUUAUCAUUACCAAUAUUUUCAAUAACACAUCAGUGUACACCUUUCAAAAAAACUUUAUCAAAUUACUGUUUGUGUGGCAGACAGUAUGAUGGAAGAAUGAGGCCUUUAAGAAUUCAAAUAGAAGAGGCUUUGGCUGAAGAUAAACAAACAGCUUUGAUACAACAUUUAAAUUUGAGUACUAGUGCUCUUGAAGCUCUUGUUCAAUAUGGACAAUCUUUGCAAGUAUCUCAAUUAGCUGCAUGCAGAGUGCUUAAUAUUAGUCAUCUACUUGCAUUUCCUCAAUCUUACUCUAUAAACUUUGAAUCUGAUACUACGCAUUUAUCAAUGCAUCUGCAACAGUUAGAAGAACAGAAGAAGAAUAAAUUAAUAGUUCUACAAGAUUUGAUGGAACAUUGUUCAAAACACGUAACUCUCUCAAGACAUUUUAAUGAAUUAAUGAACAAUCAUUGUAAUCGGAAAAAAGACUUUCAUACCGCAACAAAAAACUUCAAAAACUUCCUUAAUAAUUUUACACUGUCUGUAUCACAAAUGCAAAAACUACAUCAACAAUAUGAUACUAUUCUAAAUAGCUAUCAACAAAGUAGAUGUAUGUUAGACUUGGAACUACCAAAAGUGAUAAGCACACGCUUAAUGGCUUUAUAUGAAGGUUUUGAAAAAAUUAAAACUGUUUGCAACAAUACAACCGAUGAUAAUGAAAUUUUAGCAUUAUUUAAAUUAAUUGGAGAAAGGCUUUACACAAAAAGUUCGAAUACAGGUAAUAAAAACAUAAAGUAUAUAAAUAAAAAGUAUGAUACAAUAUUUAUAUUCAUCAUAAUAAAAUUAUAUGUUUGAUAGUGACAAUUUCCCAACUUGAAGAUUCAUCCAAGUCUAAAUUGUGCCAAAAGUGUAAAAUAAACCGCGUGGAUGAUGAAUAA
Heterotrigona itama is the source of this 1028-nucleotide messenger RNA. Lineage: Eukaryota; Metazoa; Arthropoda; Insecta; Hymenoptera; Apidae. The record is from the annotation of a GenBank genome assembly.